UUUACGUCGAGUCAUCUGGGCAAACUGUCACCGUGCCGUGCCAUUAUCUGAACAUAAAUAGAGAGAUGACUGACAGCCGAGGCAGGCGGUGACUUCGGAAACGAGAUCGAACCUUCACGGAGUGAACAUCGAAAUAACUUUGUCUUUGAGUGCAGUGAACAUAAGACUUUAAUGGACACUGAACUUAACCCAGAACCAGGGGAAAAUCCUGGAACUUCAUAUGAAAUGAUAUAUGAUUCACAGUCAAAUAGAAGACCAAGAGAAAACAGUGACAGCGAGCAAGAUCCAAAUCCCAAGCACCCAAGAAAACACGAAGCCGGCAGGAACAUCACGGAAGCCCAACCGACAACAGAAGACCCAUCAGUAAACAGGAGGAGAGCAUACACCAGCUGAGAAAUACUACAUAUUAAGACACCUGAAGAUCUUCCUACAAAGAAUAAAAAUAAUAAAUAUAAUUUAAAAAACUUCAACCAACAAAGAAGAAUCAAGAAACAUAGAUCCAGGGAAUAUAGACUUUGAAAGUCUAAAACCCUAUAAAAGAAGAAGAAGAAGAAAUAGAGAGAUUUAUCCAUAUUUUACGGGUUUAUAUAACUUCCAGGAAACGGUUGCCAAAAUGUCAGGUGAUAUAAGCCUUGGGUGCUCUGCUCUGACAAAGAUGUUACUCCAUGCUGCGCGGUACCCACAUUCUGCCGUCAGUGGAGUGGUACUUGCACAGGGAAAGGGAGGUGAUUCCGGCAAUAUGGUCUUGGUCGAUGCUGUUCCUCUGUUCCACCUUCAGCUUGGUCUUGCUCCCAUGCUUGAAGUUGCUUUAACUAGGAUCGAGCAGCAUUACAGAUCAAAAGGACUGGUGAUUGCGGGCUACUAUCAGGCCAACGAGCACAUUAGGGACAACGUGCCUGAUUUUGUAGCCCUGAAGGUAGCAGAGAAGAUAGCUGAGAAUAAUAAUGAUGCUUGUCUAAUAAUGAUUGACAACAAGAAACUGUGCCUGAACCUUCAAACUGCUCCCAUCAUUGUCUCACAGUUAACAUCAGAUGGAAAGUGGAAAAGUAAAGAGAAACCUAGCAUUCACAUAGAGGCUGGGGCUUUGGAUGUCAUAUCUCAGUUGCUUCAGCGGAAGGUCCAACACGACGUCAAUGAUUUUGAUAACCACCUGGAUGAUCUGACCUGCGACUGGGACAACCCUCAGAUUAAUAAGCUCUUAGAUACCCUUACAGCGGCUGCUCAGGACAAGUGUUAAUGGAACGGUUAUCUUUUUUCAAGAUCAAAGCUAUGAACUCUGACACAUCUUGUGUAUGUGCAUUGUAUGUUGUCUUAAAGUCCUGGAAUGAUUUAGUAGCAAGAGUUAGUAGGGAUGAAGUUUCUUUUCUGUUGAAGUCAUUCCAUCAUUACUGUGUCAUAUCUAUUCUGUUUUUCUGUUUUUAUUUAGCACUCCCCGCCCUCCCAUUCAGUAAUAGUGACUUUGGGUAAUAUUUUAUAAUCAUUGUGUCAACUUCAUUGAAUAGUAGUCAUAGAUUUUUUUUAUGAAAAUGAAAAAGAAGUAAUGCUACAGUAGUAAAUCAUUGCCAGACACUGCUGUUGAAAAAAAUGUAAUUAUGCUAAAGAACCCUUUGUAUACAGAACUACUUCCACCUACAUUUCUUCAUUUUAGAUGUAUAGUUGUAAAUAUAUUGUUCCAUACAUUUCAUAUAAUACAAUCUAGGGCAUAUGAAAUUUUACAUUAAUGACUUUUAAUGUAACUGUAUAUUUAUUAUAAUAGACUGAAAAAAAAAAUACAUGAAUCGAAAGAUAAAAAAUA
Molecule: messenger RNA, 1795 nt
Organism: Penaeus monodon (black tiger shrimp)
Lineage: Eukaryota; Metazoa; Arthropoda; Malacostraca; Decapoda; Penaeidae
Gene: EMC8-9
Product: ER membrane protein complex subunit 8-like
Exons: 7
Coding region: 614-1237 (207 amino acids)
Cellular component (GO): EMC complex
Source: RefSeq, a predicted model, not a curated record